Messenger RNA from Elaeis guineensis (African oil palm), 815 nucleotides. RefSeq lists its product as uncharacterized. Lineage: Eukaryota; Viridiplantae; Streptophyta; Magnoliopsida; Arecales; Arecaceae. The record is from RefSeq and is a predicted model, not a curated record. Gene Ontology annotation, cellular component: mitochondrial large ribosomal subunit. Gene Ontology annotation, biological process: translation. Gene Ontology annotation, molecular function: structural constituent of ribosome.
ACACCGUAUCGAUCAACUAAAAUGUUGCCAUGUGCCCUUUGCGGCCUAUAAAAGAACCCGUCUCCCUCUCUGCCGCCGCCCCCGAUCUCUUGGACGUCUUCGUGCUCUCCUUCCCAUCUGCCGCCCUUCGCGCACACUUCUCGCCCUCCUACUCCGACCCUCGCUCAAAAAUGCCAUUGGGAUUGAUUAGGGGGUUAGGGAGGGCGAUGCGGAGGAAACGAACUUCAUCACUAAAUAUAUUAUCUUCAAAAAGAGGGCCUCGAGACUAUUACAAGGGAAAGAACUGCAAGCCCACUGGUUUUCACACUCGUAAAGGUGGGUAUGUUGUGAUGGAUGAAAAGUUGCCUCAUUAUGUGGUACCAGAUUUGACUGACUUUAAGCUGAAGCCUUAUGUAUCACAGUGCCCAAGAGAUGCAACUGCAACUUCCUCGGCAGACUCGGCAGGGUCUGCUGAUACAGCCAAGUAAAGCUAUGUGAUGUCUGCUGCUUGCCACUGCAGGGUCUCGGAUCAGUUGUACGAAAUCCUGUCCCCGCUGCAAUAUUGCAUGGUAAUGGCAGAAAUUCUUGAAUGAGUGGAUCUAAAGUUGAAGGCUUGCUUUUCUCCGUAGAACUAAUGAAGCUCUUUAGCAUAAUUGGGUUAGGCCUCUGUAUCUUCAACAAAGCACCGAUGAAGUGCCCUGCAAAAGAAAUUUUUCAGAUAGAAUGUUUAAUUUUAAACCCCCGUGACAAUGACACCGGCUUACAGCUUUCUAUCGCCAAUUUUUGGCAGUCGUCCGGAUACUCUUCUAAUUAUUGUUUUGUCGGGAUUCCGGUUC